CAGACUGAGGACAGGAGGACAGACUGAGGACAGGAGGACAGACUGAGGACAGACUGAAGACAGUCUAUCAUGGCGUCAAAGUGUCCAAAAUGCGACAAGACGGUGUAUUUCGCGGAGAAAGUGUCAUCUUUAGGAAAAGACUGGCACAAGUUCUGUCUGAAAUGUGAGCGCUGCAGCAAGAUGCUGAACCCCGGAGGCCACGCGGAGCAUGAAGGGAAACCUUACUGCCACAAGCCGUGCUACGCCGCCCUCUUUGGACCUAAAGGAGUGAACAUCGGCGGAGCUGGCUCCUACUUGUACGACUCUCCUGUCAACGAAGCCCCUGCAGCUGUUUCCAUGGAGACGAAUGCUAAACCAGAGGAGAAGAAAGCCCCCGCACGGGGACCAGUGAAGGCUGCCAGCUUCUCAUCUUUCUCUGGAGGACCCAACAUCUGCCCCAGGUGCAACAAGACGGUGUAUUUUGCUGAGAAGGUGUCGUCUCUGGGGAAGAACUGGCACCGGCCGUGCCUUCGCUGCGAGCGAUGCAGUAAGACUCUGGCUCCGGGCAGCCACGCCGAGCAUGACGGACAGCCGUACUGCCACAAGCCCUGCUACGCCGUGCUGUUCGGACCCAAAGGUGUGAACACCGGAGGAGUUGGCAGCUACAUCUACGAUGACCCUGAAGCCGAGGCGCAGCCCUAAACUCAGCCGGACC
Nematolebias whitei (Rio pearlfish) is the source of this 694-nucleotide messenger RNA. It is a transcript of the gene crip2l, whose product is annotated as cysteine-rich protein 2-like. The record is from RefSeq and is a predicted model, not a curated record. Bases 70 to 681 code for a protein of 203 amino acids. The transcript is spliced from 8 exons. NCBI's taxonomy places the organism in Eukaryota, Metazoa, Chordata, Actinopteri, Cyprinodontiformes, Rivulidae.